UGGCAAAUCCGCUUCUUCCACACAGAAAUUCAUGUUCAGUGAAGCUCCUCCCACAACAAUUACAUAAUCAGUGAAGCCCCUCCCACAAACCCUGCAGAAUGAAACACACUGAAGAUACUGAAGAACAAACAGAGUUGAAUAAAGAAAACAAGGACAAUAAUGAAUUGAGUGAAGAUGAGGAGAAAACUUGUGUCAAAACUGGAGAAAAACCUUUGAGUUGCUCUCAAACCAAACAGAAAGAUUUAAAGAAAAUAAGAGUCAAGAAAUCUUUCACCUGCACUCCGUGUGGAGACAGUUUCACACGCAAAACAAGUCUUGAGCAUCACAUGAGCGUUCAUACUGGAGAGAAACCAUUCACAUGUAAUCAGUGCAGGAAGAGUUUCACACAAUCAUCACAACUUGAGAGACACAUGAACAUCCACACUAGAGAGAAACCGUACACUUGUGAUCAGUGCGGAAAGAAUUUUGCACGGAAAGGAAUCCUUAUGACACAUAUGAGAAUUCAUACAGGAGAAAAACUGUACACAUGUAAUCAAUGUGGAAAGAGUUUCACAUACCAAAGAAGUCUUGAUGUUCACAUGAACAUCCACACUGGAGAGAAACUGUACACUUGUGAUCAAUGCGGCAAAACAUUUUUGAGAGCUUCAGACCUGAAGCAGCACCUGAGAAAAAUACAUACUGGUGUGAGAGAGUACGUGUGCUUUGAGUGUGAAAAGACUUUUACUUCAGCAAAGUGUUUAAAACUGCAUGAGAGGAUUCACACUGGAGAGAAACCUUACAAGUGUUCACAUUGUGACAAGAGAUUCAAUUAUUCAUCAAGUCUGAAAACACAUGAGAGGAUUCACACUGGAGAGAAACCUUGCAAGUGUUCACACUGUGACAAGAGAUUCAGUCAUUCAUCAAGUCGGAAAAGACAUGAGAGGAUUCACACUGGAGAGAAACCGUAUCACUGCACUGCAUGUGGGAAGUGUUUCAAUAAUUCAUCUUCUCUACACAAUCAUACAAAAAAACAUUCACAGUAAGUAUUCAAGAUUCAGCUGAAAUUCUGCUCACAUCAAAGAUGGAGUUCCUCCCCAAAUAACUGCCAAAACAUUGUAUUAUUGUGCUUUCUUAUUUUUCUUCACUGUUGUUUUUAAAAUGACUGAGUUA
Molecule: messenger RNA, 1149 nt
Organism: Sinocyclocheilus anshuiensis
Lineage: Eukaryota; Metazoa; Chordata; Actinopteri; Cypriniformes; Cyprinidae
Product: zinc finger protein 239-like
Exons: 4
Coding region: 99-1022 (307 amino acids)
Biological process (GO): regulation of transcription by RNA polymerase II
Cellular component (GO): nucleus
Molecular function (GO): DNA-binding transcription factor activity, RNA polymerase II-specific
Source: RefSeq, a predicted model, not a curated record